AUGUCCCUUUCCGAGUACACACGAGCUCUGAACGACUCGCUAGCGAAAGCAAACCUCGUCCCAGGCUCAGCAGCUAGCCUGAUACCAGCGGGCUUCACCCCAACGACCAAGCUCGACGUAGAGUUCGAGGGCAAGCUCGUGGAGCUAGGCAACUUCUUUCGCGCUGGAGAGUGCAAGCAAGUUCCGACCAUUUCGUUUGCUGCAGAGCCAGAGACGCCUCUAAAUGCCACAUACACGUUCAUCUUGACCGAUCCCGAUGCGCCCACCCCGGAUGACCCAAAAUUCGCGUUCUGGAGACACUUAGUCCUUGCCGGAGUGCGGCCCCGGGGCACGGAGGGCGUGGCGUCCAUUUCGAGGCCGGCCUUGACUGAAUAUCUUGGUCCUGGACCCAAAGACGACUCGAAACCCCAUAGGUACCUCUUCCUGCUAUAUCGGGAGCCUCAGGACUUGGCAUUGACCAAGGAGGAUGUCGGUGGUGACGAAUUUGUGCAGAGACGGUCGUUCAAACCUGCUGAGUUCGCAGAGAAGCAUGGGCUUCGACUGGUUGGUCUCAACUGGAUGACAUGUGCGGGGGAUGGUUGGAAGGGGAAGAGUAAGGGCGACGCCGUGGAGGAUCUACCUACGGUUGCCUGA
This is a messenger RNA of Anthostomella pinea, 633 nucleotides long. Lineage: Eukaryota; Fungi; Ascomycota; Sordariomycetes; Xylariales; Xylariaceae. The record is from the annotation of a GenBank genome assembly.